Chlorella variabilis is the source of this 669-nucleotide messenger RNA. RefSeq lists its product as hypothetical. Gene Ontology annotation, molecular function: oxidoreductase activity. Lineage: Eukaryota; Viridiplantae; Chlorophyta; Trebouxiophyceae; Chlorellales; Chlorellaceae. The record is from RefSeq and is a predicted model, not a curated record. Bases 1 to 669 code for a protein of 222 amino acids. The transcript has 4 exons.
AUGGCGCAACGCCCGGUGGUGCGGGUGGACGUCUGGUCGGACAUCUCCUGCCCCUGGUGCUGGGUGGGCAAGAAGCGCAUGGACCAGGCGCUAGCGCAGCUGGAACAGGUCGACUUCGAGGUGGUGUACCAUGCGUACGUGAUUGACCACAAGACCGACCCAGGGGGGGAGCAGUACCUGGCGUACAACCGCAGGCGCUGGGGCGGCGACGGCUGGACUGGCGACCUGCGGCGGAGCGGGUCGCCCGACGGCGCCACCUUUGCAGACUGGGUGUGGUGGCCUUCCUCGCUCAAAGGCCACCAGCUGCUGCUGCUGGCGCAGGAGCAGGGCAAGGGGCGGGAGGCCAAGGACCUGCUGCUGCGCUACACGUAUGAGCAGGGCGAGAACGUGAGCGACAUAGGCACGCUGGUGCGGGCGGGGCGGGAGCUGGGGCUGGAUGAGGGCGAGGUGCGGCGGCACCUGGCGGAGGACCGCGGGCGGGCGGCGGUGCUGCGAGACGACGAGACCGGGAAGCGCGAGCUGGGCAUCUCGGGUGUGCCCUACUUCAUCGUUGGGCCCGGCGGCGGCGGCGGCGGCGAGCCGGGGCGGCGGUACGCGCUGUCGGGGGCCCAGCCCGCCGCCGCCUUUGUCAAGGCGGUGGGCAAGGUGCUGGCGGAGCAGGCCGGCUGA